GGCUAGUGUCAUCCCCGUUGUGGACAUACGUCCUACCAACCCGCAUGCAGCAAGUCAGCUACUAGAAGCUGCAAGAGGCGCCGGCUUCGUGUACAUCCAGAACAACGAAAGCGGCAUAGAUGUUGAUGACAUUGACUAUAUGUUUGGAUUGUCCAAAUGGUUCUUUGGAAUGUCCUUGCAGGACAAGACAGAAGUCUCCAUCUCGUCUAACAAGGCUGGUAAGAAUCAUGGCUGGUUGAGCAGAGGGGUGGAGAAACUCGAUCCCACGACACAGCAACGACCGGAUGUCAAAGAGUGAGCCACAGAGGCACGCAAUUCUACAGUCGCGGCAUUUAACCUAUCCAGAGCCUUCAAUAUUGGGGAGCCUAUCAAUGGCAAGCUACAACAACCCAUGCCUAGCACUUUCGAGUCGGAGAUUGAUACCUUCAUCGACUUCCAGCAGCAGUGCCAUUCCCUGUGCUGCCGAAUAUUGGAACUUUUUGCCGUUGCAUUGGAUAUCGAUCGUGACUGGUUCGUAUCUCGUCACGACAGCAAGGCUGGACCUUCCGGCACCAUCUUCCGCAUGCUCUAUUACCCGCAGAUUGACUCUACGUACCAAGACGGUAUCGACAUCCGUGCUGGAGCACACAGCGAUUAUGGCAGCAUCACUUUACUGUUUCAGCAACGUGGACAGCCUGGGCUUGAGAUCCUCACCCCGGGUGGACAGUGGACGUCCGUACCAGUCGACCCGCAUGACGGUGCCUCUAUGGCAACCAUAAAUUCUGACGACGCUCGAUCGUUGCCGAUACUCGUUAAUAUUGGUGAUCUACUUCAGGACUGGACCAGCGGUCUUUUGAAGUCGACCAAACACCGAGUCGUCUUUCCUGCUGGCGAGAGCAGCGAUCGAUAUAGUCUGGUAAGCUGAGCGAUUUGCAAUUCCCUCCGCGUUGUCCGAGCCACAAUCGACCUCCUAAUAAUCAGUGUCAGGCAUACUUCUGUCAUCCGAAUGACGACGCUUUACUGGAAGCCGU
Baudoinia panamericana UAMH 10762 is the source of this 1010-nucleotide messenger RNA. RefSeq lists its product as uncharacterized. The transcript has a single exon. The coding region runs from base 392 to 904 and encodes 170 amino acids. The record is from RefSeq and is a predicted model, not a curated record. Lineage: Eukaryota; Fungi; Ascomycota; Dothideomycetes; Mycosphaerellales; Teratosphaeriaceae. Gene Ontology annotation, molecular function: dioxygenase activity.